Messenger RNA from Aspergillus niger, 876 nucleotides. RefSeq lists its product as hypothetical. Lineage: Eukaryota; Fungi; Ascomycota; Eurotiomycetes; Eurotiales; Aspergillaceae. The coding region runs from base 1 to 876 and encodes 291 amino acids. The record is from RefSeq and is a predicted model, not a curated record. The transcript is spliced from 9 exons.
AUGCGGGACCUACCCCUUGAUGCGGGCCGCAAUUACAAGGGUCCGAUAUGUGGCAUACACGCUGUUCAAGGCUACAUUAUCGAGUUCGUCGUCGCUGUCACAGGCCGCUGCAACGAAUUGACGGCCUUGAAUCAGGUCCAGAUCCGGGUGCGGCCCGCCGGCUUGAACGAAUGUGCGGGGGACGAAAUAUGUCGCCUCGUCCGCACGCAGGACGACGACUUGGAACACGGAUUGACCGGUCUUGUCAAAUAUGGGGUCUACUCAGAGAACUGGAGGCUUAGCGAUUCACUGACCAUCUUUCUCGAUGCUGACAAAGUGGUUCGCACGAUCUUGAAGCUCUUUAUUCCCGUUGCAUCUCAAGAUCCCGGUUCCUUGACUUGUAAAGUGCAGAUCCCGUCGAAGGAAAGUCUUUUGCGGUCGGCGAUCGUCACCAACGGGCCAGCAGCUAUGGCAUUCGCCAGCUCUUUCACGGGAACGGCGUUGGGCAAGGCUGCUGCUCGGGAGCCUUAUAAACGUGACGGAGUUUAUAGGACAUUUAUCGUCAGGAGACUCCCAGCUUCUUACCGUUCGAAGUCUUCUAGCCUAGCCGCUUCGAAGGCGCCUCCUUGCGAGGACCCUUCCGCGCAUCAUACACGCAGUAGCUGGGCCCGUAUCCGCGCUGGAGUGAUUCUCGCUUCUGCAGCCAGCUGGACUGGGACUUCAGCAAUGAUGUCUUCUGCUGAUAUAAACAGUCGAGUGCUGGUAGGGCCUAUUCUGAUACCAGGUGGGGUGUUUAUAAGCGUCAGCCGUCAUUCAGCGAUUGUCCCCACAUCUUUGGAUAGGUCCCGCUCCUUCAUCGCCAGGAUCAAAAUGCGUGACAAAUCCGGCCGUCCAUGA